This is a messenger RNA of Xiphophorus hellerii (green swordtail), 2497 nucleotides long. It is a transcript of the gene rnmt, whose product is annotated as RNA (guanine-7-) methyltransferase. Gene Ontology annotation, molecular function: mRNA 5'-cap (guanine-N7-)-methyltransferase activity. Gene Ontology annotation, cellular component: nucleus. The coding region runs from base 84 to 1229 and encodes 381 amino acids. Gene Ontology annotation, biological process: 7-methylguanosine mRNA capping. Lineage: Eukaryota; Metazoa; Chordata; Actinopteri; Cyprinodontiformes; Poeciliidae. The transcript has 11 exons. The record is from RefSeq and is a predicted model, not a curated record.
ACGAAGAAGAAGAAGAAGAAGAAACGGUUCAAAAACCGGAAGCUGCCUACUGCGCAUGUGUUGUUUCUACAGAUUACUAAAUAAUGGAGCAGGCAGAACAAAAACAGGGAGGAACGAAUGAAGAGGACAUAGGAGGAGGAGGAAGAGAACUGGGUCAGAAGUCAGGGAUGAAGAGAAGACAUGAGGAAGAGGAGGAAACUUCACCCACUAAGAAGCUGGUGAGCGAUCAUGGUGAAAAGGUGGCGAGUCACUACAACACGCUGCAGGAAGUCGGACUGGUGGUUCGAAGUCAAAGCAGGAUCUUCUACAUGAGGAACUUCAACAACUGGCUGAAGAGUGUUCUGAUUGGGGAGAUCCUGGACCGGGUACAACGAGCAGGGAGCAGGAAUGUGUCGGUGUUGGACCUCGGCUGUGGGAAAGGAGGAGACUUGUUGAAGUGGAGAAGAGGAGGCAUCAGUCACAUCGUCUGUGCAGAUAUAGCAGAAGUGUCCGUGGAUCAGUGCCGGACUCGGUACGAAGAGAUGAAAAGGAAAAGUCAUUCCAACGAGAAAAUCUUCAGCGCUCAGUUUAUCGCCUCCGACUGUUCGAAGGAGGUUUUGUCGGAGAGGCUGGACGACCCUGAGCUGAAGUUUGACAUCUGCAGCUGUCAGUUUGUGUAUCAUUACUCGUUCGAGAGCGAGCAGAAGGCGGACAUGAUGCUGAGAAACGCCUGCGAGCGUCUCAAACCCGGAGGCUUCUUCAUAGGAACCACGCCAGACGCCUAUGAGCUGGUUAAACGUCUGGAGGCGUCAGACUCCCUGUCGUUUGGAAACGAAGUCUUCACAGUUUCCUUUGAGUCCAAAGGUUCCUAUCCGCUGUUCGGAUGUCAGUACCACUUCAGCCUCGAGGGCGUGGUCGAUGUUCCGGAGUUUCUCGUCUACUUUCCUCUUUUUGAACACAUGGCGAAGCGGUACAACAUGCGCCUGGUGCUGAAGCAGAGGUUCUCAGAGUUCUUUGAGGAAAAGGUGAAAAAGGAGAGUCACCGCAGCCUCAUGAUGAAGAUGAUGGCUCUGGAGCCUUUUCCCUGUGACGAUGGAGGUCAGCAGGCUACCGACAACAAGGAGCAGUACUGCCAUGCUAAAGAGCACUGCGGCAGACCUGGAGUUAGAAGGCCAGUGGGAACCCUGAGCAAAUCUGAGUGGGAUGCAACCAGUAUCUACUUGGUGUUCGUGUUUCAGAAAAUGUCCUGAUACUCAAAAACAAGCUCCGCCUCACAAACUAACCUCACCUGUUACUCAGCUUGUGUCUGUACAGUUUCUUUUUCUGUUGUCAUUUUUGAAUAUUUUUUUUUUUAUAAAAGUGUAAACUUGCUGGAGAAAUUAAGUCAAGCUGGAAAAAAAAAAUUAAAUCAGUUGUUCAGUCCUAUUUAUCGGAUUUUUCAUGUGGAUAGAAUCGUUGUACACAAAAGUCUUAUAGCAAAAAACCGUUUAGAGAGCAAUAAUUGUCAACUGAUGAAUUGUAAGUCCUGAAGUUGUAUUUGUUACAGAGCUGAUGCAAUAUUUAAACGCAACGCUGCGCUGAACAACGACGUCAACACCAUAAGAGAAAUAUGACAGUGUGCUGAAGGCGAAGUGCCUGAAAGAGCAGGAGCUUCUUAAAGAGACAGAGACCCAAUUUCAAGGCCGCAUUUUCACCACAUCAUGCAAAAGCAAUAACUUUACUAAUAACUUUUAAUUCUUACAUUAUUUUGUAAGAUUUUAACUCUUUUUUUUUUUUUUUUUUUACAACGCAUCACCUCGUAGCGGUUUACUUAAAGUCCCACCACAUGAUUUCAACCACGUUUAGGGUUGGACUUUGACUGGGCCCUGACAGAACCAUAUGUUUUUAUUUUUUACUUUCCUUGAUUUGAUGGUUCUGGAGAACAUUUAGCAUCUAGGUCCCCAGGUCAUUACACCGCCACCACCGUGCUUCACAGUUGGUCUGAGAUUUUAGGUGUUUAUUCAAAACUUCGCCUCUUUUAACCACACACUUCACUUAAUUCAUCAGUGUGGUUUCGCUCAAUUUUUUAAAAUUUCUUUUUAGUGUUUACAACUGUUGAUCAGUAGCCGUUACAGCGUUAAAUUCCCAUUGUCUUUCAUCAUGAAUAAAUAUUAAAUGUUUUAAGAAGCAUCUUCACUUCAUGCUGGGCAGGUGAAAAUCCAUGUUUUCUUGCAUCCAGGUGAAUUUGAAUAUAUUAGAAUAUCCUCAAACACUUUGAGUAAUUAAAUUUAAAAAGAGAAACUUGGUUAUUUCUGCUACUUUUACUUAUUUUGUCUACCAUGUUUUCCUUCCACUCAACUUUCCAUCAAUAUACUUGUAAUUUUCUACUGGAGAAUUGCCAGUUCCGCAGCAGUCUCCAUUGUCAUAGAUAACAUUUUGCUUUAAACAUUGUUUUUCCUGAACUUUGCUUGGUUUAUGGUGUUAUAAUUAAAUGACAAAAAAAAAUUAAACCAUUUGUGCAUAAAGAAAUUACAUUUCA